This is a messenger RNA of Budorcas taxicolor (takin), 16345 nucleotides long. RefSeq names its product E3 ubiquitin-protein ligase RNF213-like. NCBI's taxonomy places the organism in Eukaryota, Metazoa, Chordata, Mammalia, Artiodactyla, Bovidae. The transcript is spliced from 68 exons. Gene Ontology annotation, cellular component: nucleolus; membrane; cytosol. Gene Ontology annotation, biological process: sprouting angiogenesis; ubiquitin-dependent protein catabolic process; negative regulation of non-canonical Wnt signaling pathway. Gene Ontology annotation, molecular function: ATP hydrolysis activity; metal ion binding; ubiquitin-protein transferase activity. The record is from RefSeq and is a predicted model, not a curated record. The coding region runs from base 1 to 15609 and encodes 5202 amino acids.
AUGCCAGUCCCAGGAAUUCCUCUCCCUGGAAGUAUGGAAUGUCCUUCCUGCCGGCAUAUUUCCAAAGAGGAAGCCCCAAAGUUCUGCAGCGAGUGUGGACAAAGGCUGCUUCCUGCAGCCCCCGAAGGAGUACCAGGUUCUCAGAGCAACCUCAAGGAGACAUCGGCCCCAGAGGGAGAAAUGGAGUGUGGACAGGAGCUGAGGGAGGAAAGCAGCUCCUCCUUGUCCCUGGGCUCAGGUGAUUGGCAAGAAGACCCAGAUGAGCCCCAUUCGAAUGCCUCAUGGCAAACCAAGCGAGGAGUUGUGUCCGAGGGUUUUGUAGAUGCGGCAGAUGGCACAUCCACAUCUGAUGAGCUGGAACCUGCUAGUUACUCUGCCUGCAAAAGAAGAAAAGAAGAUGCAACCCUGUUUGAGGUCACUGACACGUGCUGUCCAGACUCUGAGCAGCGGCGUAGAAGGAGUAAAAGGAAGAAAAGGAAUUGGAAGGAUGCUUCCACAUCUGCAGAGUUGGAUUCCUUGUCCUCAUCCUCAUUGGAGCCCUGUAGUCUGAGUUCGCUUGCAGACUCUGGGCUCCAGGACACAGCUCCAUGCCAAAGCCCAACUCAGCAGGAUAGUCCCACUCACCAGCCAGGCGAGCCUCCAAGUGUGGGCAAAAUACCACUGGAGGCUAUGGGGCACCCUCUGCAAGGCGAGGCUGCAGGAGAGGCAGAAGCAGCCAUGGGCACUGAGUCUCUGAGCAGCCCGGCACCUCAGGACCAGACUCUGGGAGGAGCCCUCCUGGGCGAAGAUCUCCCCACUUCUGCCAGUGAAGUCUCUCCUAAGGAGAAGGAUACUGCCCAGGAGCUCCUGUUGCCUGAGCCAAAGGUGGACACCUCCAAGCCCAGGAAAGAGCUGCAGAUCACUGGGCAGCUGGCCAGGGCUCCUGCUUCUGGGGAAAGUGAUGCUGCAGCUGAGCCAGCUGGUUCAGUGGAAGGAGCUGAGAAAGAUGUUAAAGAUAGGACUGAGGAAACGAAAGAGCCGCCCACAAGCGUCCCUGCUUCCCGAGACCACCGCCAGGAAAUUGCAACCAAGGACCAGACGGCUGUUCCUGGAGGGAAAACAGGUGAUAAUGAGAAAGCCAAGCCAAAGAACCUGAAGAGGCCAGAGGGGAAUAACGGAAAUAAUGCAGCCCCUGUGAAAAAUGAGAAGGAGCAAAGGAACCAGAGCACACAGCGAGCUAAGGAGAGCCUGCUGAGCUCCGCGGAAGGAAUCAUGGUGUACUUCCAUGCAAUCAUUUCUAAACAUUUUGGAUUCAACCCCGAUCAACACAAAGUAUAUGUUAGGGGCGGAAAAGAACUCGGGAAGCCUGCAUGGAAUCAUAAUGUUUGCGAAAUGCACUACAGCAAAGACUUACAUGAGAACGGGUCCCUCAUUGAAGGCAGCACCACCAUUUCCAAGCAGUACGUGGAUAAACCCAUUCCUUACAAGUAUGUUAUCUGCCGAGGCAAGAACUCUGUGGAGUAUGAGUUCAUCUACAAAGAACAGGCAAAGAAAGGCGAGCACGUGAACCGCUGUCUGCGAGUGAAAUCUUCCCUUCUGCACUCUGGAGAUUGGCAUCAGUACGAUGAUAUAAUUUGUAUGAAGCCCCCUGGGACAGUUCAGAGAUUGGUGGAUCGUCUAACAGACGGUACGAGGAGACAGUUGGUGAAAGGGAAGGAGAUCUCAGCUGCCGUCAUGCUGGAUCGCAUCUUCAGCAUUCUUGAAACCUGGAACGCCAUCAAUGUAAAGAACUUUUUCACCCAGUUCCAGCAGUUCUAUUCUGUCGUUCGUGUGCCCAUGAUCUAUGAAGGAGAAGAACAGCCGUGGAUUGCUCUACAGUAUGAAGAGAAGCAGGUCAGGAGGCACCUAUGGGAGUGUUUGACAAAGAAAAUGGCACCAUUUCUGGAAACCAGUGGGGACCCCCUGCCUGAAGGCUGCCCAGUGAAGAGUAAAUUGAGAAUGGGCAUGAUUGUCCUUUCGUUAGUGGAAAAAUUCGACUUCGUCUUACUGGAAAAAGACCUGGCCUCACUCUGUCACCUCCUUCACUCAGAUGCCAGAUCAUCAGAUGCCUUUUGCAGGGACCUGAAACACAUCUUUGAACCAUCUCAGAGCUGGCGAGCGUCCUUGGUAAACCUGUGCCAAAUGUGCAUGGACAAAAAGGUUGACUCUUGGGUGUGUGCCCUGCCUGUGCUGCACCACUGCAUGGACCUGUCCCUGCCAGCCCAGGGCUCAGUCAUGCAGCCUGAGGACACCUGGGCAGCCCUUGAAGGCAUCUCCUUCUCAGAGUUUCGGGAAACAAGACCAGAUCAGAAACAAUUACUCGAGCUAAUGGAAAAAAACAUUUAUUUGCUGAAUGUGGAUAAGUAUCUGUUCCGAUCCUGGUUCAGUUUGCUUCCUCUGAGUAACUUGGCUCCUUACAUGGAACACCUCAUCGAUUACCUGAGUCAGUGUCCCCUGCGUGUCCUGGACUGUCUUCUAGGGACUUGGUACCGUCUGGACGGACUUCAGGAAAUCUCUCAAAGAAACCUCGAGAGUAUUAAGAACACUUUUAAUAUGCUGUUGUACCUUCUGUAUAUUUAUCAGGAAAAGAUUCUUGAAGAGCCCUUGAUACAGUCCUACUUGACUGUGUGCCUGAAACUUCACGAAACUACCUGCAGAAUAUCAAAAGCCCACACGUUUUAUGAGAUGCCUGCCUUAUCUGCUGAGAUUGUUUGCAGAAUUAUUAUACUUAAACCUGUAGUGGAUUCAGCAGGAGGGCCCGGAAUUGAAACUGGAAAGAAGAAUUCAGUAAAAACGGUCUUCCAGGGGACCCUCGCUGCUACAAAAUCUUGGCUUCGGAAAAUUUUUAAAAUGAGCAUGUUCUGGGCUGGUUCACCUGUCGUCACCUUUGCUUACAGCAAGGAGAUUGAGGUCUGGAGGCGACUGGUGGAAAUAAACUUCCCCAUGGAGUAUGACUGGAAGGAAUCCUUGCUGGGGGACAUGGCAGGGAGGCUCAAACAGGAGAAGCCUCUCUCCCAGAUUUCUGCCUUCUGCAACUUUAACUGGGAUGCCACAAGUGCAGAAGACAGUGUGGCGAAAUGCUUUGAGAAGUGUGCCAUUGAAGCCGUGGGCUCGGUCUGCCAGCCUCAAACCAGUAUCCUUGGGCAAAUCUCUUAUAAUGACUUGCAAAAAUGUGGCAACCUUGUGUCUGCUGUGAUCACCAAGUCCUGGCCAACAAGUAGAGGGGAGUUUGUCGAGGACUUGGGUGGGGUUUUGAAGCACCUGCUCACAUGGCCAGACAUCAAGCACCUCUUCAAGUUAUAUGGAACGAACGAGAAGAUAUUAGCAAAUAUUACCAAGGAAGGCAAGAAGUUGAUGGCCACUGCGGACUCUGUGUUCACAGAAGUUACAAAUGACCUCAUCAGUGGAACAAUUGUAGUUGGGCACCUGGAGCUGAUCCUAGAACGCAUGGAUCAUUUCCUCUACAUCUGGCAGUUAAAGAGUGAAAGUUCUUUAGCCCAAGAUAAAAAACACCAUCUGAGGAAAGUGCUGAGUCAGAGGAAGAACGAACUAUUCAUGCUAAAGAAAGAGAAGACAAAUGUUGACUCUCUCCUGAAGUUGUGUGAGAGGAUAAAAGACGUGAUAAAAGUGGAUUUUGGAGAGAUUGCUGAAAGACAUUCAGAAGACCUCAGUGGGAAAAAGUUAAACCAAGUUGUGACAGUGACUUUGUCAGCCACCUCCCUUGACUCGACGUGGACAACACAUUAUAACCUGAGCCCUGAAGUCCAAGAAAUGGCCAAAAACGCAUAUUUGCUAAAGGACAGUCACAUCUUCCAGAUCUUCUGGGCAGAAGCCGCACAGGAGCUGAGUGAGCCAGAAGAGAACUUGGAAAGGGAGAUAUUUCAGCCUGAAAAGGUGUAUGAAUAUUUAUAUUGUCCUUGUUUCAAAAGGUUUACAAAACUGUAUCAGGAUCUGAAGUCAGGGGAGGUCACAUUUGGGGAAAUCGAUGACAUCUUCAAGGACUUUGUGAAUAAAUACAGCGACCUAACUGAAGACCUCCAGACCAUGUGUGCUCUGUAUCCCAGAGACCAGAAGGAUUGGAUCAAGGAGCGAGUCCAGCAGAUCAAGGAAUACCAUCACCUGCAUCAGGCUGUCGACUCAGCCAAGGUCAUCUUGGAGGUCAAAGAGAAUUUGGGCCUGACUGGUGACUUCAGUGUUCUCCACACCUUACUAAGCUUUACUGUCUUGGACAACUUUCGCCACAAAAAACUGGACCAUAUCAACCAACAAAUUAUCCGUGCCAAAAAGCUUCUGCAGGAUAUUGAUGAGACUCGGUGUCAGUGUCUGAAGGAGCUGUCCCAGAGAAAGGAGUUCACUAGUUGGGUCCAGGAGGCUCUCCGAGGCACCACCGAACUGAAGGUGUUCGUGGACCUGGCCUCCAUCUCUGCGGGGGAGAAUGACAUUGAUGUGGACCGGGUGGCUUGCUUCCACGAUGCUGUGCAGGGUUACGCGCCCCUGCUCUAUGAGCUGGAUACAAGUGCGGGUUUUGAUGAGUUCAUGCAGCACCUGAAAGAGCUGUGGAAGGCUCUGGAUAAUGACCACAACCUGCCCACGAAACUGCGUGACUCUGCCCGGAACCUCGAGUGGCUGAAGACAGUGAAGGAGAGUCAUGGGUCUGUGGAGCUCUCAUCCCUGUCCCUGGCGACAGCAAUCAACAGCAGAGGCAUCUAUGUGAUCAAGGCUCCCACGGAUGGCCAAAAGAUUUCCCCAGACACAGUUCUUCGUUUAAUCCUUCCCGAGGGCCAGGGAGGCCACAAGGAGAAGCGAGACUACUCUUUAGAAGAGCUGAAAGAGCUUUUGAACAAAUUGAUGCUGAUGUCUGGCACGAAAGAACACAGCAAUGCUGAAGUUGUAGAGGUAUUUUCUGAGGUGUUCUGCAACGUGCAGAGGCUUGUCCAGUCUUUCAUAAACCUUUACUCUGCUGGAAACAUGCUGUUCAGGGCCUGGUCAGCUGAAGUGUACUGUACCCCCGUAAACGGUGCCUCCAUCCGGCUGGACUUCUGUCUGAGGCUAGUGGGCCCACUGGUGGAGGGCGGGCCAGUCGUCCAGCUGCUGGAAGCCCUCUGCCGGCAGCUGGAGGACUUCCUGGGCUGCUGGGAGAGAUUCGUGGCAGAGAAGCGAGCUGAGCACUUUUACCUCAACUACUACACUGCUGAGCAGCUGGUUUACCUGGGCUUGGAGCUCGGGAGUCAGAGGCCCAGCAACGCGGCCCUCACCAUGCUCUCCUUCAUCAAAGGCAACUGCACCCCAUGGGAUAUCUCAGAGGCCUGCAGGGGGCCCAGUGGAAGGGCCAACACCCACCAAGAGAGUACAGCGGUGGAAGACUUGGUACUGUUGCUCUUCUCUGAGUCCAGACUGGUGGACAAGCUGAGGGCCAUCAUGGAACUCUCAAUGAAACACAUGAGAGUCUUCAUGCCUCACUGCCUGGACCUGGAGGCCCUUGGCCGCUGUCUCGCUCACCUGGCGAGGAUGGCUGGGCCCCCUGUGCAGCGGGAGCUCUCCCAUGGCCUACAGGAGGGCCAGCCCAACCUCGUCGUCUGUGGCCACUCUGAGGUACUGCCAGCCGCCCUGGCCAUCUACAUGCAGACCCCACACCAGCCCCUGCCCACCUAUGAUGAAGUGCUGCUCUGCACCCCAGAAACCACGUUUGAGGAGGUGGCGUUGCUCCUGCGUCGCUGCCUGACCCCAGGCUCCCAGGGACUCAGGGUCUAUAGCCUGCUGUAUGCGGACCAGCUGAGCUACGAGGUGGCCUGCCGGGCAGAGGCACUCUUCCGGAGGCUGUGCACGCAGCCCCACCGGGAGCACUACCGGCUUGUGAUGGUCUGUGACUGUGAGCGGGAGCACUGCUACCUCCCCUCUGCCUUCAGCCAGCACAAGGUCCUUGUCACCCCCCAGGCGCCUCUCAAGGACAUCCAGGCCUACCUGGCUCACCACUUCCGAGUCCCAGAAGAGACCCCGUCAGCCGCCGCCGUGUUCCAGGACCGCAUGUGUGUUGGAAUCGUAGCCUCGGAGAGAGCGGGUGUAGGAAGGUCUCUCUUUGUGAAGAGGUUGCAGGACCAGCUGAAAAUGCAGUUUAAUGGACCAAAAGUGCCUCUAAAAGUUAUUCGAUUGAUUGACCCUCAGGUGGAUGAGAACGAAGUCCUGAGGUCCCUUCUGCCUUUCCUGGAUGCCACGUAUCAGAGGAGACCCAUAAUAUUCCACUUUGACAUGACCUCUUCAGUACGGACUGGUAUUUGGGUGUUUCUUUUCAAACUCCUCGUUCUCCAGUACUUAAUGGAUAUAAAUGGGAAGAUGUGGCUUCGGAACCCAUGUCACUUAUAUAUCAUUGAAAUCCUAGAAAGGAAUUCGACUUUGCCACGAAGGCCUUCAAAGCUGAAUGCACUUGUCCCCCAGUUCAAUUUUCUAGAUGUCUUCCCCAAAGUGACCUGCAAACCUCCCAAAGAAGUGAUCAACAUGGAGCUGGGUCCUCAGCAGAGCUACAAAGAGCCAGGAAUGGAUCUGAGAGCAUUCUGUAGUGAAACAUUCCAGAGACCUUACCAAUAUUUAAGACGGUUCCAUCAGAAAGAAAACCUAGACACAUUCCAGUACCGAAAAGGUUCUGUUGAGGGCAGCCCUGGCGAAUGCAUUCAACACCUCCUGAUUUACUGCGGGGUGAUAAACCCAUCCUGGUCAGAACUUUGGAACUUUGCUCAGUUCCUGAACUACCAGCUCCGAGACUGUGAGGCCUCUCUCUUCUGUGAUCCCACCUUUGUUGGAGACACACUGAUGGGCUUCAAGAACUUUGUGGUCACCUUCAUGAUCUUCAUGGCCCGAGAUUUCGCCACACCUACACUUCACACAUCUGACCAAAGUCCGGGGAAGUACACAUUCACUAUGGAUGGGGUCAAAGAAGAAGACCUCGCCCCUUUCUCUCUCCGGAAGAGGUGGGAGUCGGAGCCCCACCCAUACGUUUUUUUCAACAGUGACCACACAUCCAUGACGUUUAUAGGUUUCCAUUUCCGGUCCAACCAGAACGGUGGUGUUGAUGCCAUAGACCGCUUGAGUGGGAAAGUAAUCAAGAAGGAUGUUAUGACAGAGCAACUGUACCAGGGACUGUUGCUUCAGAGAGUGCCCUUCAACAUUGACUUUGACCAGCUGCCCAGACAUGAGAAACUUGAAAAGCUGUGCCUGGCAUUGGGCAUCCAGUGGGCCACUGACCCUGAUGAAACAUACGAGCUUACCACGGAUAAUAUGCUGAAGAUCCUUGCCAUUGAGAUGCGCUUCCGGUGCGGCAUCCCCGUCAUUAUCAUGGGAGAAACCGGCUGCGGGAAAACCAGACUCAUUAAAUUCCUUAGUGACCUGAGGCGUGGGGGUGCUGAUGCUGAAACCAUGAAGUUGGUCAAGGUCCACGGAGGAACAACUGCCGACAUGAUCUACUCCAAGGUCAGGGAUGCUGAAGAGCUGGCCUGCUUCAAUAAGGCCCAAUAUCAGUUGGACACCAUCUUGUUCUUCGAUGAAGCCAACACCACGGAGGCCAUAAGCUGCAUCAAAGAGGUCCUAUGUGACCACACAGUGGGUGGCCAGCCCCUGGUUAAGAAUUCUGGCUUGCAUAUCAUUGCAGCCUGCAACCCUUAUCGGAAGCACACCCAGAAGAUGAUCUGCCGUCUGGAGUCAGCUGGCUUGGGGUACAGGGUUAGUGCAGAAGAGACGGCUGAGAGGCUUGGCUCCAUCCCCCUGAGGCAGCUGGUGUACCGUGUCCAUGCUCUGCCACCGAGCCUGAUCCCCCUGGUGUGGGACUUUGGACAAUUGAAUGACUCUGCAGAAAAGCUCUACAUCCAUCAGAUUGUCCAGAGACUGGUGAAGUCCAUCAAGAUGGUGCAGAGCGAGACUCAUGUAAUCACGGAAGUGCUUUCUGCCUCUCAGGGUUUCAUGAGGAAAAGACAAAAUGAGUGCAGCUUUGUCAGCCUCAGGGAUGUAGAACGCUGUGUGAAAGUUUUCAAAUGGUUUUACGACCACAGUGAGAUGCUCUUGUCUAAGCUGGAUUCCUUUCUCUCUAAGACUGGGGUCAUCCAAAAUGACUUUGAGAGAGAUCCUGUCCUCUGGUCCUUGGUUCUGGCCAUUGGGGUAUGUUACCACGCCUCUUUAGAGAAGAAGGAAUCUUAUCGGAAAGCUAUCUGCAAGUUCUUUCCUGCACCAUAUAAUGACAGCAGGGUUAUCCUAGAUGAGAUAACGCAAACCCAGGAUCUUUUUCUGAAUGAUGUAUCUCUGAGGAAAACAAUCGCCAGGAACUUGGCUUUGAAGGAGAACGUCUUCAUGAUGGUUAUCUGCAUUGAGCUCAAGAUUCCUCUCUUCCUGGUGGGCAAGCCCGGCAGCUCCAAAUCUCUCGCCAAGACCAUCGUGGCAGACGCCAUGCAAGGCCAGGCUGCACACUCGGACCUCUUCCGGCACUUGAAGGAGGUCCAUCUGGUGUCAUUCCAGUGUAGUCCACAUUCCACCCCACAGGGCAUCAUAGGCACCUUCAAGCAGUGUGCCCGUUUCCAGCAGGGGAAGGACCUUGAGCAGUAUGUCUCCGUGGUGGUGUUAGAUGAGGUUGGACUAGCAGAAGACUCACCCAAAAUGCCCCUGAAGGCACUGCACCCAUUGCUGGAAGAUGGAUGUAUUGAAGACGAUCCUGCCCCCCACAAAAAAGUUGGCUUCAUAGGCAUUUCCAACUGGGCCCUGGAUCCCGCCAAGAUGAACCGGGGUAUAUUUGUGUCACGUGGCAGCCCCAACGAAAGAGAGCUCAUUGAGAGUGCCAAGGGAAUCUGUGCUUCAGAGCGCCUUGUCCAAGAAAAAAUCCAAGGAUACUUCACAUCUUUUGCCAAAGCCUACGAAACAGUGUGUAAGAGGCAGGACAAGGAAUUCUUUGGGCUUCGUGACUACUAUAGCCUCAUCAAAAUGGUCUUUGCUGCAGCAAAAGCUUCCAAUAAGGAGCCUUCCCCUCAAGACAUUGCACAAGCUGUCCUUCGGAACUUCAGUGGCAAAGACGACAUUCAUGCCCUGGACAUCUUUUCAGCCAAUUUACCCGAGGCAAAGUACACAGAGGAGGUCAGCACAAUGCAGCUGAUCCACCAGAACAUAUACGGCCAUCUUCAGAAGAUGCACGGCAGAGAGCUGGAUGACUCCGAGUCCCGCUACCUGCUUGUGCUGACCAGAAAUUACGUGGCCCUGCGGAUCCUGCAGCAGGCAUUCUUCAAAACAGACCAACCAGAGAUUAUUUUUGGAUCCAGUUUUCCCAAAGAUCAAGAGUAUACCCAGAUCUGCCGAAAUAUCAACCGAGUAAAGAUCUGCAUGGAAACUGGCAAGAUGGUGGUGCUGCUCAACCUGCAGAACCUCUAUGAGAGCCUCUACGACGCACUCAAUCAAUACUACGUCUACCUCGGCGGUCAGAAGUACGUGGACCUUGGUCUGGGGACCCAUCGGGUCAAAUGUCGGGUUCACCCAGACUUCCGCUUGAUAGUCAUUGAGGAGAAAGAUGUCGUCUACAAACGUUUUCCCAUCCCCCUCAUUAACCGGCUGGAGAAGCACUAUCUGGACAUCAACACUGUUUUGGAGAAAUGGCAGAAGAAUAUCGUGGAAGAGCUCAAGGUCUGGGUAGAGAAGUUUGUAGAUGUGAAAGCUGAGCAGUUUCUAGCCAGACCCAAAUACAGCCCUUCUGACGUCUUCAUUGGGUACCACUCAGACACGUGUGCCUCUGUGGUGCUCCAGGUCAUAGAGCAGCUAGGGCACGAGGCCUUGACUGGUGAACGUUACCAGAAAGUCUCUGAGCAGGCCAAGUCAGUGCUGCUGGAUUGUGCCACCCCUGAUGCUGUGGUUCGGCUGAAUGCUUCCGCACUAGGCCAGUUCACUGCACAGUCCCUGUCGGAAGAAUACUAUUACAGGCAGCAGCAUAACUCCUUUGCAGACUUGCUCCAGGCUCACCUUCGCACAAUGGAUUCAGAACACCAUGCCAUCUUCACAGAGAUCACUACGUUCUCCAGGCUGCUAACCAGUCAUGACUGUGAACUUUUAGAAUCAGAAGUAAAGGACUGGGCUGUGAAACUCACCGUCCUGUCACUGCAACAGUUUGACACCGAGUACUCUUUCCUCAAGGAAGUUCGAAACUGCUUAGCUCACACAGCCAGUUGUAAAAUUCUUGUUAUUCAAACAGAUUUUGAAGAUGGAAGUCAGAGUGCUCAGCUCAUUGCCUCAGCGAAGUAUUCUGCUAUGAAUGAAAUCAAUAAGAUACAAGGAAAUAAGAACUAUAUCUUAGUCAAUUUUAUCACAAAACUGUCCCGGAUGGGAAGUGGAACGUCCUAUGUAGGAUUCCAUGGAGGGCUGUGGCAUUCUGUGCACAUCGACGACCUCCGGAGGUCCACAGUCAUGGUUUCAGACAUAACUAAACUGCAGGAUGUGGCCAUCAGCCAGCUGUUCAAACCAGAAGAUCCCGCUAAGGUGGAGGUGGGACGCCGAGCCCAAGAAGAUGGUGAGGAGGCGAUGGAAACUGAGGCGGUCACAUCACAGCAAGUGGCAGAGGUAAAAAUGGAGACAACGCAGAUCCUGGACACCACCAGGCUGCUGAAAAGCUGUAUUCAGGGUGCCGUGGGCAUGCUCAGAGACCAGAAUGAGGACUGUCAGCGCAGCGUUCAGAGGGUGUCCAUCCUCCUCAGCCUCCUAGACGAAGACACCACUUUCUUGCUGGUCGCUAAGAUGCGCCUCUACGUCCUUUUAACGAAGCAGGAAGAAAACGCUAUCUGCAAUGUGAAGGACUGGGUGGUGAGGGAGGCCUCCAAUCAGGACGCUUUACAGGAAGCCGGCACAUUCAGGCAGACCCUCUGGAAGCGGGUCCAGGGCGCUGUGACUCCCCUCCUGGCGAGCGUGAUCUCCUGCGUGGACAGGGACGGCAACCUUGACCUGCUGGUCAACCCACACUGUCCGCCCUGGGCGAGAGAUCUUUGGAUGUUUAUUUUCAAUGACGUUAAACUUCUGAACAUUCCUCUUGUGACGAUUGAUACAAGGUCUAAAGGAGAGAUGUCUUACAUCGUGGUGCAGAACUACAUGAACCUUCCAGAGAAGGCAUCCAAUAGUGUCCCAUUUAGCUGGAGAAUCAAGGACUAUCUGGAGGAGUUGAGGGUCCAUACUCAGUACAUCACAGGAAAUGCAGGACUGGCAAAGAAGUUACUAGAACUCUUUCAGAAGACCCCACUGGGCAGUUUUCUUGCUCAGCUCACAGUGGACCAGCGGCAGGAGCUUCUUCAGUGUUAUCUGAAAGAUUUCCUUCUCUUGACCAUGAGAGUGUCCACUUGGGAGCAGUUAAACGUUCUGCAGAUGGCUCUAUGGUCCUGCAUCAAUCAGCUGAAUGCAGGAAUGCCGGAGAAAGAGGUCUCCUUACCAUUAGUGCACCUCGCCUACCACCGUUUCAGAAACCGGCUACAGAACUUCUCCAGGAUCUUGACCAUCCACCCUCCAAUUCUACUAAGCCUUACAAAAAGCACAGAGAACCACAACUGGGCUAGAUGUGAGAUGAGUCUGGAUGUGUUGGCAGGAGUGGCCUGUGCUGAAAUGCUGACGGAAAACCUCCUGAAGCCCAGUCCCCAAGCUUGGUUACAGACUGUGAAGAAUCUUUCCAUGCCACUGGAGCUCCUCUGCUCAGAAGGGUACAUGCAGGACUGUGGGAUGAUGACCAGAACCCUCAUCAGAGAUAUCAGAAUCCACUGGAAUCGCAUUUUCUCCAUCUCGCUCUUUGUGGAGCACGUGCUGCUGGAGACAGAGAGUCAAAUUCCUGAGCUGCGUGAGCUGGUGACCGACUAUGUCUCCUUGCUGAAUAAGUGCCUGCUAGAGAACUCUGACAUGAAGACCCACAGGCCUUUCAUGGCGGUGAUGACUACUCUUCGUAAAUGUAAAGACCAGGUCAGCGAGAGUUUCACCAGGUUUGGGGUUCAGCCAUGCCCCAUCUGCCUGGGAGAUGCACAGGAUCCUGUCUGCCUGCCCUGUGACCAUGUAUUCUGCCUGCGCUGCAUUAAAGUUAACCUCACCCAAGGGCAUAUGGGAUGCCCCUUGUGUUUAACCGACUUACCAGACAGAUACUCUCCAACUGUUUCCCAGGAGCACAGGGAGGUCAUUGAGAAACAUGCCCGCUUCCGGCAGAUGUGCAAUAGUUUCUUCGUGGACCUGGUUACUACCAUGUGCUUCAAAGACAAUUCUCCACCUCAGAAGGAAGUGGUCAAAGACCUGCUAUCCUUACUCUUUGUAGAGAAGGAGCUCCUUCGAGAGGCUCCCCAACGACGCCGUGAACACACAAAAUCUCUUUCUCCUUUUGAUGAUGUCGUGGAUAAGACCCCCGUGAUCCGCUCAGUGGUACUGAAACUGCUUUUAAAAUACAGCUUCUGUGAUGUGAAAGAAUAUAUUCAGACUUAUUUGUCCAAGUUAGAAAAGAAACCAUUCCUGGCUGAAGAUAAAACCGAACUGUACAUGCUCUUUAGCAACUGCCUGGAGGAUUCAAUACAUGAGAAGAAUAAUGCUUUCUUCAUAAGGGAUGAAUUGAAGUACCUGCAAGAGGAAGGCCAAUUCCUUACAACAUACCCCCGAGUGGGAUACAGCCGAUGGCCUGCUGGUGAGGCCUCAGUGGAACACCUGCAGGAGAUGGCCCGCAUCCGCCUCUGUCUUGACAAGGCAUCUGAGAUCCUCGCCGAGCUUCAGGACGGCUCAGAGAUGGCGGAGGAGAAGCGUCGCUACCUGAAGCAGGUGGAGCGCUUCUGUGCCCGGGUCCAGAAUGACUGGUACCGAGUGUACCUGGUGAGGAAGCUCACCAGCCAGCAGGGGAUGGAGUUUGUGCAGAGCCUCUCCAAAGAGGGCCAUCCGGCCCACUGGGUGUUUCCUAAGGAAGUCAUCGCACAGCAGAGGGAUCAUCCAGGCCAGAUGGACCGGUAUCUGGUGCAUGGGAAUGACUACAAGGCUGUCCGGGAUGCAGUGGCCAAAGCCAUUCUGGAAUCCAAGCCCCUGGCUGUUGAGACUGCUCUGGAGGCCUGUAGGAGCUCCACAACUCAGGAGGCUGUCUACCUACUGUUAGCACUUUUUAGAGAGGUCACCACUUUGUACAGAUCCCACAAUGCAGACCUCCAUCCUAAGCCACAGCAAUGUGAGGCUAUGAAGAAAUUCAUUGAGAAAAGCAACACCUUGUCUCCUGAUAUCAGAGCUUUUGCAAUGUCUCUUGUGAAUAAUGAAUUACCCCUGCUGAGGACAGGUCCUGGGGUCAACAACCUGGAAGGGACAGUAAUAGAAAUGGCUGUUCAUGCUGCAACCGUCCUUCUCUGUGGACAAAGCCAAGUCUUAGGACCCCUGAAGAAUUUGGCCUUCUUCCCACACCUCAUGGUGAAUGCCUUUCUUCCAACAAUGCCUGAAGACUUGCUGCCUCAAGCUAGGAAUUGGAAGGGUCUGGAAGGAGUCAAGUGGUACACAUGUCCCAAUGGUCACGUGUGCUCUGUAGGAGAGUGUGGCAUGCCGAUGGAACAGAGCUUUUGUAUUGACUGUCGUGCUCCAAUUGGAGGGAUUAAUCACAAACCAAAGGAGGGAUUUCAUGCUAUCGAUGAUACCACGGACAGAACUCAAACUGGCCAUGUGCUGGGAAACCCACCACCCAGAGGUGUGCCUGUGGUAUCUGACCGACAGAUGUCCCCAGUGGUCUUCCUUCUCAUCCGGCUGCUCACUCAUCUGGCUAUGCUUCUGGGAGCCACCCAGAGUCCCCAGGAUUUGAUGAACAUCAUCAAACCUCUGGUGUGGGAUCCUAAAGGGUUUCUGCAGCAGCACAUCCAGAGAGACCUGGAGCAGCUAAAGAACACGCUGGGGAGGAGCGCGGACGAGACCGCCAGUGUGGUGCACCUCGUCCUGUGCCGCCUUCUCCGAGAGCAGGGCCACAGGUCUUUCAAUUUGGUUGCAGAAUUGUCAACCAGAGAAGAGAGGAACAGGUGGGAAAAGCUUGUUGAGACUAUUAUUCUGCGUGAACUAGAGCAUCUAGAUAAAACCCUCCUGGCAGUGAACGCUCAGAUCAGCCAAGAUGAGCGCAUCAGCUCCAACCCUGUGGCCAAAAUCGUGUAUGGUGACCCAGUGACCUUCCUGCCCCGCCUGCCCAAGAAUAGCAUGGUUCACUGCUCUAAGAUGUGGAGCUGCAGGAAAAGGAUCACCAUUGAGUACCUCCAGCACAUCGUGGAGCAAAAGAACGGCAAAGAAUCAGUGCCCAUCCUCUGGAAGUUUCUGCAGAAGGAGGCAGAGCUGAGACUGGUGAAAUUCUUGCCCGAGAUUUUGGCCCUGCAAAGGAAUCUAGUGAAACGAUUCCAGAAUGUUUCGGAAGCUGAAUACAGAUCCAUCCAGAGUUUCAUUAGCAGUCACGAUUCAGAUGGGCUGAAGAAGUUAGCCUGCAGUAGAAUCACUAUCUUUCUGUCAACAUGGAACAAGCUGAGGCGAUCGCUGGAGACCAAUGGUGAGAUCAAGCUCCCUAAAGACUACUGCAGCUCCGACCUGGAUCUAGACACUGACUUGGAAGUCAUCCUGCCUCGCCGCCAGGGCCGGGGCCUCUGCUCCACCGCCUUAGUCAGCUACUUGAUUAACUUGCACAAUGAAAUUGUCUAUGCGGUAGAGAAAUUCUCCAAAGAAGACAACAGCUACUCCGUCGAUGCCUCUGAGAUUGCUGACCUGCACGUCAUCAGCUACGAAGUGGAGCGGGACCUGAUUCCACUGAUUCUCUCCAACUGUCAGUACCACGUGGAGCAGGGCGGGAAGACCUUGCAGGAGUUUGACCUGGAGAAGAUCCAGCGCCAGAUCAUCAGCCGCUUCCUUCAGGGCAAGCCUAGGCUGACCCUCAAGGGAUUACCCACUCUGGUAUACAGACGUGACUGGAACUAUGAGCAUCUCUUCAUGGACAUCAAGAACAAAAUGCCACAGCGUCCCCUCCCCAAUGUGGCCAUCACUGCCAUCAGAGGACAACUGCAGUCAUACAGUGAUGCCUGUGAAGCUCUCUCUGCCAUAGAAGUCACACUGGGGUUUCUGAGCACAGCUGGUGGGGAUCCAGACAUGCACUUAAAUGUGUAUAUCCAAGACAUGCUGAAGAUGGGCGAUCCGACCUCACUGGUUUCAAAGGCCUUAAACAGAUGCCAGUUAAAACAUACCAUCGCCCUCUGGCAGUUCCUCUCUGCCCACAAGUCUGAACAGCUACUUCGCCUGGGAAAAGAGCCAUUUGGGGAAAUCAUUCCAAGGUACAAAGCUGAUCUCAGCCCUGAAAAUGCUAAGCUGCUCAACACCUUCCUAAAUCAGAUUGGCCUGGAUGCUUUCCUCCUGGAGCUUCAUGAAAUGAUGAUCUUGAAGCUAAAGAACCCCAAGACUGCAGAGAGUUUCAACCCUGAGUGGAGACUGAGAGAUACACUGGUGAGUUACAUGGAGACUAAAGACAGUGAAAUUCCUCCUGAAAUGGAAUCUCAGUUCCCAAAAGAGAUACUGCUUUCCAGUUGUGUCGCUGUGUGGAAAAUGGCUGCGGAACUGAAACGGAAUCGACAAAUGAGAUAGAAUUAUUUCCUGUCUCUACAGGGGACUUGGGGAGAGAAGGCUCUUCCCUCCUCACCGGUGGGUGCUUAGAAGGAAAGCUGUGGGCACAGCACUAAAUUUGAGACCAAGAUGUGCUGUGCUGGCUAACAGCUUCUUGAGAGCCAAGCUGUUUCAGGAACAUGUGUAUAUUCAGAAACUUAUCUCCUCAUAUUCUGAAUACCAUUCAUUGGGAGGUGAGAACUGAAGCUUACAUGGAACUAGAAUAAAGCACCAUCCUCUAGGAAAGACCAGGAGAGACCAAAAAUAGCUUCUCAGCUUCACACAUACAAACCUGUGCCCCAGGUGUCCUAGUCUCUUACCAUGCACGUACUCAGCACACCAAGCCCUUCUUCCUCAGACUACUGCAUGCUGAGAGGGACAGAAAAUAAGGUUAUUAAUUUUUGCCUUCUUUUCUAGUUUAUUCUGCAGUCACAAAAGAGAAUCUGGUUUUCUUCCUUCUUCCAUUCCUUUAAAUUCAGAGAAUUGUACAAAUACUUCUAGGUCUCCAGGAAGAUACAAAUACAAGUCAGGCCAUUCUGCGAGUGCCUUGAUGCCAAACUAGCUAGCCCUCACCCAUGCCCACAAAUGAUUCACUGCCAAAUUUCAAGGGUCAGAGCCCCGAAGCUUUCAUUGUGAAGAGCACUGGGCCAAGAGUCAAGGACACUCUUAGUGACUUAGUUUCCACAUCUACAAAAUGACAGGACUGAAGUCCAGGUUU